AUGGGAAUGGCGGCAAAGGAGCACUUUGUGCUUGUUCAUGGUGAAGGGCAUGGAGCCUGGUGUUGGUUCAAGCUCCGCUGGCUCCUUGAGGGCGCUGGCUACCGUGUUACAUGUGUUGACCUUGCCGGAGGUGGCGUCGAUCCUACUGAUCCCAACACAAUCCGGUCGUUCAAGCAGUAUGACAAGCCGCUCAUAGACCUCAUUUCAACCUUGCCAGAGGGGGAGAAGGUUAUUCUAGUCGGACAUGGUGCUGGAGGGCUGAGUGUGAUCCAUGCAAUGCAUGAAUUCGUUGACAGGAUCAGUCAAUCAUUUUUUGUGGCAGCUACAAUGCUACCAUUUGGAUUUCAAGCUGAUGAAGAUAAGAAAGAUGGAUUACCAACUUUGCCUGAGAACGAGAUUGAGUUGACACUUGGUGCAGGAGCAGAUGAUCCUCCAACGACCAUUGCCUUGAGGCUAGAAUUCCAGCGUGAUCGACUAUCACAACAAAGCCCUGAAGAGGAAUCAGUACUUGCUUCAAUGCUGAUGCGUCCGUGGCCUGCAACAGCUAUCAGUACAGCAAGCUUCGAAGGAGAUGAUGAGAGAUUGAACCGAAUCAAACGAAUUUUCAUAAAGACGGAGCGUGACCACAUGCUGGAUCCUCAACAGCAAGAUUCCAUGAUCAAGAAGUGGCCACCCAGUGAAGUUUUGGUCAUAGAUACAGAUCACAGUCCCUUCUUCUCUGCACCAGAACAGCUGUUUAAUUUAAUAGUCAAAUCUCUAUGA
This is a messenger RNA of Miscanthus lutarioriparius, 762 nucleotides long. The record is from the annotation of a GenBank genome assembly. Lineage: Eukaryota; Viridiplantae; Streptophyta; Magnoliopsida; Poales; Poaceae.